Molecule: messenger RNA, 519 nt
Organism: Penicillium samsonianum
Lineage: Eukaryota; Fungi; Ascomycota; Eurotiomycetes; Eurotiales; Aspergillaceae
Product: hemerythrin domain-containing protein
Exons: 3
Coding region: 1-519 (172 amino acids)
Source: RefSeq, a predicted model, not a curated record
AUGGCCAGUCACUCCUCCUCGGGUCUUCCGCCCCUAAGCGACCAUGAAUAUAAGCUAUACAACCGCAUGGCGGAUAAUAUGCAAGCAUUGCAUCAGUGGUUUCGUGUGCGAUGGAACAUAAUUUACGACGUGGCAGCAUCAUCACAACGCCCCGCUGGCAUGUCUAUCAAGAGCUACCUUAACAUGUGUUUGGAAUUUUGUGAAAAUCUCGAGACACACCACAAGAUUGAAGAGAUCCGUGUCUUUCCAUACCUCGCGACGCGCAUGCCUGCUUUUGCCAACCGGGAUCAAUUGAUUGAGCAGCAUAAAGUCAUUCAUAAAGGCCUCGAAAGAUUCGAGUCGCAUGUUCGCAAUUGCUUACAAGGUAAUGCCGAUCUACGGUGGAAUGAGAUUAAAGGGAUCUUGGAUGCGUUCGGAACGACACUCUGGGAUCAUUUGGACGAUGAGGUCAGGGAAUUGGGGGCUGAGCAGACUCGGAAGUACUGGUCAAAGGAGGAAAUGAGUAGAAUGCCGAUGUGA